AUGCUUGAUAAAACGACUCCACGAGAUAACGAGACAAGAUUAAUCCUGGAGAGGGAUAUAUACAAAUAUGAAAUUCUCAAUGUCAUUGCAUGUGAAGGAUCAGAAAGGAUUGAGAGGCCCGAGAGUUACAAGGAAUGGAAGGUACGAAGCCUCAGGGCCAGGUUUGAGCAGCUUCCACUGAAUCCAACCAUUGUUAAUGGAAUACAACAUAUUGUGAGACAGAUUUAUCACAAAGACCUUUUUGUCGAUGAAGAAGGCCAAUUCCUGGUGUUGGGUUGGAAGGGAAGGAUAGUCUAUGCAUUAUCCACAUGGAAGCCAAGUGAGUCUAACAAUGAAGGCACUGCUGAUAUUUGA
This is a messenger RNA of Triticum turgidum subsp. durum (durum wheat), 354 nucleotides long. Lineage: Eukaryota; Viridiplantae; Streptophyta; Magnoliopsida; Poales; Poaceae. The record is from the annotation of a GenBank genome assembly.